AGAGAGAGAGAGAGAGAGAGACGACAGAGACAGACACAGAGACAGAGACAGAGAGACAGAGAGAGGGAGGAAGAGACAGAGAGACCGAGAGACCGAGGCAGGAAGGGGCGAGAGCGCAGGUGAAGGCGGCGGGGGAAAGGACUGGAGACCGUAGCGUAACGGUCCGGGGAGCCUUUCGGGACAAACCGAGGGGCUGUCUGGCCGCAGGAAGGAGAAAGGAGAGGGUCUAUUGCAGGCUGCCAGGUGUCUUCUACCCUCAGCGAGCAAGUCCGGGAGGGAGAGAAGUCAGGAGAAGGGGGAAAGGGGGGGAGUCCAAGGGAAACCCUGCGGAGCCCCCUUCGGAAUAAACCCCCCUGGUGAGCGCGCCCCGGGGGCUGAUAGCAACGGCGGCGGCAGCUGGGCGGCUGGGGCCGGGGUGGCGUCCGGAGCGCGAGGAGCAGGAGGAGGGCGCUGGAGGCCGGACGCGCUCGCGAGCGGCGGCGGCGUGGAGUGAGCCGAGGGGCGGCGCGCGCCGGCCGGCGGAGGCCACAGCGCAGCUCCGGGAGCGGAUCCUCGCCGCCUCUGCAGCCUGCGCGGCCGCGGCCGGACCCAAGCGAGGCCCGAGCGCCGUGCGGAGCGCACCCGCCUCCCCGCGGCGCGCAGGGCUCGCCCCCAGCGCGCGCACACGCGCCCGCGCACACGCACACUCACCGACACACGCUCACACACGUGUGCGCUCCCCCGCUCCGCGGCCGCUGCAGCUCCUGCUCUCAGCGCCGCAGUGGAAGGCAGGGCCGAACCGCUCCUUCUUUAAAUAUAUAAAUUACAGCCCGGGCCAGCCUCGGCGGCCCCCGUUAGAGCGCUCCGGGCGCCCCUCCCGCCGGGCCGCCGGCUGCCAGCCCCGAGACCUUUUCUUCUCUUCCCUUUUGGGCGGAGGAGCCGAGUUCAGAUCCGACACUCCGCACCCGAAAUUGACACACUGAACUCCGUUCCCUCAUCUUACAUUUAUUUCUGCCUAAUAGCCGCUCGCCUCUUUUUUUUCUCCCCACCUCGUCACUCCAAGAAAACUUUUUCUUACUCCCCACAGUUAGGUUUCCCCCUGCGCAUCGUGUAUUAAUAUUUCCACUUUGGGAACUACUUGCAUUUUCUUUUUAAGGGAAUUCAAGCAAGAUACCUUUUUCUUUGGACAUUGACUUUCGUUUGUUUGCAAAAGUUUCGCAUUAAAAAAAAAAAUUACCUGGUCAGUACUUUGAGAGUUGUUGGUUCAUUUUUUUUUUCUUAAAAUUUUUACUUCUUUUUUUGUUUUUUAAACUUUUUCCACCUUAAAAAAAUGCACUACUGUGUGCUGAGCGCUUUUCUGAUCCUGCAUCUGGUCACGGUCGCGCUUAGCCUGUCUACCUGCAGCACGCUCGAUAUGGACCAGUUCAUGCGCAAGAGGAUCGAGGCAAUCCGCGGGCAGAUCCUGAGCAAGCUGAAGCUCACCAGCCCCCCAGAAGACUAUCCUGAGCCCGAAGAAGUCCCCCCGGAGGUGAUUUCCAUCUACAACAGCACCAGGGACUUGCUCCAGGAGAAGGCGAGCCGGAGGGCGGCCGCCUGCGAGCGCGAGAGGAGCGACGAGGAGUACUACGCCAAGGAGGUUUACAAGAUUGACAUGCCGCCCUUCUUCCCCUCGGAAACUGUCUGCCCAGUUGUUACAACACCCUCUGGCUCAGUGGGCAGCUUGUGCUCCAGACAGUCCCAGGUGCUCUGUGGGUACCUUGAUGCCAUCCCACCCACUUUCUACAGACCCUACUUCAGAAUUGUCCGAUUUGAUGUCUCAGCGAUGGAGAAGAAUGCAUCCAAUUUGGUGAAAGCAGAGUUCAGAGUCUUCCGUUUACAGAACCCAAAAGCCAGAGUACCUGAACAACGGAUCGAACUGUAUCAGAUUCUCAAAUCCAAAGAUUUAACGUCUCCAACCCAGCGCUACAUCGACAGCAAGGUCGUGAAAACAAGAGCAGAAGGCGAAUGGCUUUCCUUUGACGUAACUGACGCUGUUCAUGAAUGGCUUCACCAUAAAGACAGAAACCUGGGAUUUAAAAUAAGUUUACACUGUCCCUGCUGUACCUUUGUACCAUCUAAUAAUUACAUCAUCCCCAAUAAAAGUGAAGAACUAGAAGCAAGAUUUGCAGGUAUUGAUGGCACCUCCACAUAUACCAGUGGUGAUCAGAAAACUAUAAAGUCCACUAGGAAAAAAACCAGUGGGAAGGCCCCACACCUCCUGCUAAUGUUGUUGCCCUCCUACAGACUUGAGUCACAACAGUCCAACCGGCGGAAGAAGCGUGCUUUGGACGCAGCCUAUUGCUUUAGAAAUGUGCAGGAUAACUGCUGCCUUCGUCCACUUUACAUUGACUUCAAGAGGGACCUAGGGUGGAAAUGGAUACAUGAACCUAAAGGGUACAAUGCCAACUUCUGUGCUGGAGCAUGCCCAUAUUUAUGGAGCUCUGACACUCAGCACAGCAGGGUUCUCAGCUUGUAUAACACCAUAAAUCCAGAAGCUUCAGCUUCUCCUUGCUGCGUGUCUCAGGAUUUAGAACCGCUCACCAUUCUUUACUACAUUGGCAAAACACCCAAGAUCGAACAGCUUUCCAAUAUGAUUGUAAAGUCUUGCAAAUGCAGUUAAGAUUCUGGGGGAAAAAAGUGGCAAGACGAUGAUCACAAAGAUAGGAUGAUGAUGAAAACGACAGUGUGUGUAACAAGGAAACAUAAGAGAGCCUUGCUUCAUCAGUGUUAAAAAAAAAAAAUCUGAAAAAGCGGUACCAGUUCAAACACCUGGGAAGUCUGUGUUCUGUUAAAACUGGCAUCUGAAACAAAAGAAAAAGUCGAAGGCUUAAUCUACAUUUCACCAACUCUGUGAGAGAGACAAGAAGCAAAACCUUUUUUUUUUUAAGAAAAAAAAUAAACACUGGAAGAAUUUGUUAGUGUUAAUUAUGUGAAAGGAAAAACAAAACAAAACAAAACAGGAAAAUCCCGUUAAGUGGAGUUGCUGUACAUACCGUUCCUAUCCCAUGCCUCACUUGAUUUUUCUGUAUUGCUAUGCAAUAGACACCCUUCCAAUUCUUACUCUUAGAGUUAACAGUGAGUUAUUUAUUGUGUGUUACUAUAUAAUGAACAUUUCAUUGCCCUUGGAAAAUAAAACAGGUGUAUAAAGUGGAGACCAAAUACUUUGCCAGAAACUCAUGGAUGGCUUAAGGAACUUGAACUCCAACGAGCCAGAAAAAGAGGUCAUAUUAAUGGGAUGAAAGCCCAAGUGAGUUAUUAUAUGACCAGGCAAGUCUGCAUUUAAGAUAAAGACCCUGAAAACACACCAACUGCCUAAGGUAGCUUUUUGUAAGGUUCAAAACUGAAAAGGCUGUUAAUAAAGGAAACUUUCGGUCAGAAUAAGUCUGUAAGAUUUUUUUUCCUUCUUAAUUGUAAAUGGUUCUUUGUCAGUUUAGUAAACCAGUGAAAUGUUGAAAUGUUUUGCUACGUACUGGUCACACUUCAAACCGUAAAGUAUUGCCAUAAAGCUAGGCUCUAGGUUUUCCCUUCGGUUUGGUAUCUGUCAACCAUACCUAUAUUACUAUAAUAGAUGGGUAUAGAAGCCAGUAUAAUUGGAAACACACCUGCAGAUCUUUUUUUGCAAACUAUGAAAUCAAAACAUUAACUACUUUGCGUGUAAUGUGUAAAUUUUACCGUGUUUUUAAUGUUCCGUAAUAAUGUCAACUAUGAUUGAGAUUGGACUUACAUUUGGACUCCUUUUAAUGAUCACUCCGAAUUGUGUGUUUCCUGUAGCUGGCCAGUUCUUUUCAGUAAAACCCCAGUAUUUUGACUUGCACUACAAAUACAUGUUUUAUAGUAUUUGCUCCAUGUGUGUACUUUGUGCAUUUUCUCCAUUAUUACGACAUAAGCUACCUGAUCCACUUGUCCUUUUUUUUCCUUCUAUAAAAAGGAUAGAUUCAUGUUCAGUAGUGUUCCUUCAUUUUCUAAGCAUCAUCACUAAUCAAUGCAAUGUUCAAAAUCUUCUCUUGUAGGAAAAUUGGAGUAUAUGAUAGAUACAUAGAUAACUGAGGUGAAUUGGUUUAGUGUUUAGCAAGGGCCCACAGAUCUGACUGAAACGCAGAAUCUUGGUGACUGAGUUAAGAAAGGUUUCUCUAAUGUGGUGUAAUCUGUAUUUUCAGAGAAUUUUAUUAUUAUUAAAGAUCAGACUGUUCAUAGGAAACAUCUUUUCCUUUAAUCAGGUUUUUAGUGUUCAAGGGGAGACGGGAAGAUCUACAUUUUAAUUGAUUCCGUUGUUUUUUUCUUUUUAGGGGAGAAUAAGUGUCCAGGUCAGCAUAAGCUACUUAGUGUAUAUUAUGAAGGUAAGGUUUUUAUAGAGGUUCUUUGGAAGUUGCACAAGCACCAGCCCAGUUCUCCCACAAUAAAAAAAUUCUUUCUUUCCUCUGAAUAAAAGUUAUUUAGAUCUGAGGCUAGACUGGACUUGGCUUUAAUAAAUGAUUUGCCACGUCAUUGCAGAGAAGGUCAUCUUAUGUCAGGGUUUGUAGGCUAUGCCAGUUGUCAGUUGUCUAUAUUUGUGUUUAAGAUUAGAAGUGAAUGGGUAAAACAAUGGGAUAGUUACGGUUUCAGCUAAAGAACAGCACGGUGAGGUGGGCCUCCAAAGUGAAGUUGCUAGAUAUAGGAUACUUUUUUGGAAUUCAUGAAAAUGACAAAUGGGAUUUUCAAGUUUGAAAACUGGAAGAGCAAGAGACGAGACGCCACAAUAGUGAACAACCCUUGUAUUAGAUGUAACCCAACCCCAGAUCUGAGUGUGUGGAUUUUUUUUCUCUUCCACUUUUCUAUUAGUUCUAUGUAAAUCACUCUUAUUUCUGCAGGUAUUCUCCUCUCAGAUAGAAUGACAUUUGUUUUAUAUUAUUUUGUCUUUCCUCAUGAAUGCACUGAUAAUAUUUUAAAUGCUCUAUUUUAAGAUUUCUUGAAUCUUUUUUUUAUUUUAGUUUGUGGGGUUUCUAUAAGGUCUUUAUUUCCAGUAAGUAAAUAUUGCCGUGGGAAGGGUGGGAAGUGGGAGGGCAAAGGGGAAAUGUUAGUAUGCAGGUGGGGGGGGGGGCGCAGCAGUUUUUAUAUGUUAAGCAGCAGUACAAUUUUAUGGUUGGCAUGAUUUUUCUAAAAAAUGGAAUAUAAGAAUAGCUGUUUUGUAUUUUGAUGACUGAUUACGCUGUAUUUUAACACAAUGUAUGUCUGUUUUUGUGGUGCUCUAGUGGUAAAUAAAUUAUUUCAAUUGUA
Molecule: messenger RNA, 5271 nt
Organism: Manis javanica (Malayan pangolin)
Lineage: Eukaryota; Metazoa; Chordata; Mammalia; Pholidota; Manidae
Gene: TGFB2
Product: transforming growth factor beta 2
Biological process (GO): regulation of cell population proliferation; transforming growth factor beta receptor signaling pathway
Cellular component (GO): extracellular region
Molecular function (GO): cytokine activity; transforming growth factor beta receptor binding; growth factor activity
Source: RefSeq, a predicted model, not a curated record